Molecule: messenger RNA, 2301 nt
Organism: Cajanus cajan (pigeon pea)
Lineage: Eukaryota; Viridiplantae; Streptophyta; Magnoliopsida; Fabales; Fabaceae
Source: RefSeq, a predicted model, not a curated record
AACGCGCUCGUAACGAGUUAACUUCGUUUCCCCUGGAACUUGACUCUACUGAGUGAUGAACAAUCGCUUCUCAACUCAAUCCUGAAGGAGUUUCCAACUUGCGAAGAAACCGUAGUUUCGUUGGGUCGAAAACGCACGCGGCGUGACCCACCUCCACCUUCACCUUCACCUAGCUGUGGUUUCGUCAUUUUUUAUUGGUGGUGCAGUUACAACACUGUGAAACGUGAAUAUGAAUUGAUGGGUUGUGUUAAAACUAGAAACACUUUGUCUCAUUCCCUCUUCCCUGCACUGCACUUACCCUUUUCCGUAUAGCGCAUAAAAACGUUCCCUUUCGCCUUCGUUUGUUCCAAGUUUUGAUAUUUUAGGGAGUGGGGCUGAAACUACGAAGAGGGUAUUGAAAUGGCACAUUUGCAAGGAGUGGAUCGGAAAAAGGGCGAUGUAAUCCGUUUAGAGCGCGAAUCUGUCAUUCCAAUUCUGAAGCCUAAACUGAUAAUGACACUGGCCAAUCUUAUUGAACAUAGUUCUGACCGGGGCGAAUUUUUGAAGCUGUGCAAGAGAAUAGAAUACACGAUUCGAGCUUGGUACCUUCUGCAAUUUGAGGACUUGAUGCAACUUUACUCCCUCUUUGACCCUGUACACGGGGCACAAAAGUUGGAACAACAGAAGCUAGCUCCAGAAGAAAUUGAUGUACUUGAACAGAAUUUCUUGACAUACCUAUUUCAGGUCAUGGAAAAGAGUAACUUCAAGAUAGUGACUGAUGAUGAGAUUGAUGUUGCACAUUCAGGCCAGUAUCUUCUAAAUCUUCCCAUUACUGUUGAUGAAUCUAAGCUUGACAAGAAACUUCUGAAGAAAUAUUUUGAAGAGCAUCAUCACGAUGACCUUCCAGAUUUUUCUGAUAAGUAUGUUAUCUUUCGGCGUGGAAUUGGAAUUGAUCGAACAACUGACUACUUUGUCAUGGAGAAAGUGGACAUGCUUAUUGGACGUUUUUGGGCAUAUCUGUUGAGACUAACAAGGUUGGAAAAACUUUUAUCCAGGUCAAAAAGGCAUAAGCAUAAUAAGAAGGAUCCAAAGAAGGACAAUGAAAUUAUCUCUGAAUCAAAUGGGAAUGAAUUUUAUGUUGAACGGAUACGUCUUGAAAAUAUGCAACUAAGUUUCCGUAACUUGCUGGGCAAGACCUUAAUCCAAGAACCAACAUUCGAUAGGAUAAUUGUUGUCUACAGGAGAGCCAAUACCAAAUCAAAAGAAGAUCGUGGAAUAUUUGUGAAGCAUUUCAAAAACAUACCAAUGGCUGAUAUGGAAAUAGUUCUUCCAGAAAAGAAAAACCCUGGAUUAACUCCAAUGGAUUGGGUCAAGUUUCUUGGAUCAGCUGUAGUUGGACUGGUUGCUGUAGUUAGUUCACUUGAAAUGCCUACAGCUGAUUGGUGGGUCAUCAUUGCUGUUCUCUCCACAGUAAUUGGUUACUGUGCCAAGACAUACUUCACGUUCCAACAAAACUUGGCUCAAUACCAAAAUUUGAUUACUCAGUCAAUGUAUGACAAACAACUUGACAGUGGAAAGGGUACACUUCUUCAUUUGUGUGAUGAUGUCAUUCAACAGGAAGUCAAAGAGGUAAUAGUUUCAUUCUUUAUUCUGAUGGAACAGGGCAAAGCUACUAGACAGGAUCUUGAUCAAUGGUGUGAGGAACUAAUCAAAGAAGAGUUUAAUGAGGAAUGUAAUUUUGAUGUGGAUGAUGCCGUUCAGAAAUUAGAGAAUUUGGGAAUUGUUACUCGGGAUUCUGUUGGUCGGUAUCAAUGUGUGGGGCUGAGACGGGCUAAUGAUAUCAUUGGCACCACCACUGAAGAGCUUGUCCUUAAGGCAAAACAGGGAAACUUUACUCCUUGAUGGUGUUUUUAAAGGGUGCUUAUCUCUCUCAUGUACAUGCUUGUAUUGGUUGAUAAUGAAUCUCCUGAAAUUACCUGAGGUUAGAAUUUUCCUUUACACAAUUCUAGAUUGAUGUCUCAUCUCUUAGAUGGAAGUUAGUUUCUGGUUUGUGUCUAAAUUCUUGUGUAUUUUUCAUGUAACUCUAUGUCAAUGUGUUGUCUAUAUUGUAUUUUUUUUUUCUCAAUAGAUUCUGAAGCACUCUCAAUUAUAAUGUUUGGACUAGUUCAUUAUUUUCAAGCUUUUUUAUAUGUAGUUUAGUGUAAUUACCACAGGAUGUUACCCCAACACUGAUUAAAUGUUGAAUCAGUGGGCUAAAACUGGUAUUAUUCACUCGUACUUGUAUUGUUUCAACCUUUUAUGAAAUAAUGAUAGCUAUGUAUU